This is a messenger RNA of Aegilops tauschii subsp. strangulata, 1125 nucleotides long. The record is from RefSeq and is a predicted model, not a curated record. NCBI's taxonomy places the organism in Eukaryota, Viridiplantae, Streptophyta, Magnoliopsida, Poales, Poaceae.
CCAGAGCUAGCCGGUGCUGCACAUGUCUAACACCAUGGCUCCGAAAAACUCAGCUGUCUUCCUCCUUGGGCUUCUUCUCUCAUGCGUAGCCAUGAGUAGUGCGGUGAGAAUCCUUGAGGAGACCAUUCCGUCCAAGAAAGAGCACCAGACCGAGGCGCCACAAAUUCCCAAGGUAGAGCUUCCACCGUUUCCGGAAGUGCACCUGCCACCUAAGCCUGAGCUUCCCGAGGUGAAGCUGCCACAGGUCCCGGAGGUGCACUUCCCACCUAAGCUUGAGCUUCCCAAGGUGGAGCUGCCGAUAGUCCCUGAGGUGCACUUGUCACCCAAGUCGGAGCUGCCCAAGGUGGAGCUGCCAACAAUCCUAGAGGUUCACCUGCCACCCAAGCCGGAGAUGCCUAAGGUGGAGUUGCCGCCCAAGCUCGAGAUGCCCAAGGUUCAGCGCAAGAUUUGUUUGCCCCUAUCAUUUUUCCAUUACCCAAAAAGGGUUUCCCCCGUUUUGUAUUACAAAGCAACCAACACUGAUAACAUCGCAAAUGCUGGGGCGAGCAGCACAACAAGCCCAAAAGAAAAGAGAAAGAAAGAAGAAAUAAAUGCCAACAACGGUAGCUCGACAAAGCGCGGGUGACCCGCCACCGGUGCGCCCUCCCGACUCGACCCACCACAGACCAAUGCUCCGAUCCACCGUGUACCAAGCAGCACCUCCAGGAAGGAAUGCGACGCCGACGACGCUGCUACCCUGACGAGUCCUAGGGUUUCCCACGGCACGCGAAGGGGAGUGGGGAUGGAUACAACCGACACGCUCCAGGAAGGGGUGGCGGCACCCGCAGGCGACACCGCAUCGGAGCCGGAAGGACCGGCAAGGAUUUCUCCCGCAUUCCCAACCCCCAUCGCCAUACUGGACUAGAGCCAACCAUCCAUCUUGCCGCCCACCUGCAUGCGCCACCGCGGUCUUGCCGACACCCACGCCGCCUCACUGAAAACACCACCACGAGGCCAAGAAGACGGAGAGAGAAGCGCUAGGCGUCGGGAGUAGCGACACCGGAGCCACGCAGGAGGGAACCACCUCCACCGCCGUCGUGCGGGAGGCCCGUGCCUCCAGCACCGUCGCGGUCGCCGUCCGGACGU